Molecule: messenger RNA, 873 nt
Organism: Debaryomyces fabryi
Lineage: Eukaryota; Fungi; Ascomycota; Pichiomycetes; Serinales; Debaryomycetaceae
Exons: 1
Coding region: 1-873 (290 amino acids)
Biological process (GO): mRNA splicing, via spliceosome
Cellular component (GO): spliceosomal complex
Source: RefSeq, a predicted model, not a curated record
AUGGCCGGUUUCCAAAUGAGUCUUAAAAAGGACAAGGUAAAUAAACCAAACCUGCAAACAAAACCAAAAAUAUCGUUUGCAUUUGGGGCAUCGAAAGCUAACAUUGUGCCGAAGAAGCCACUUUCGUCGCUGCAAAAGAAUGGAACAAUAAGACCUAAUCAUAAUACAUUACUUGGAUCAGAAUCAGAAUCAGAAGAUGAAAAUGCUGUGGUAGCUAUUGAUUCGUUCGACAAAAAAAAGGGGGGAGCCAUCGCAGGAAAUAAGGCCGUUAAUUACAAGAUCACUGAACCAUUAACUAUUAAACCUACUACUGCAAAUAGAGAUUGGAAAGAAGAGAUAAGAAAGAAACAGAGUAGUAUGUAUGUCCCUAAUCUGGAGCAUAGACAAAAAGUAGUGCCCAAAGAUGAUAACAAUCUUCAAUUUGGGCUAAGUGUGCCAGAUAAAUCUCAUUCAGAAGAGCCUGCAAAGGAUGCGGAGCCUAACGAGCAUUUAUCCAAAGAGGAGCGCAUAAGAAUAUCUUUGCUAAAGGGCGAAGAGCUAGACGACAAGGGAUUGAUAAUACCGAUUCGUCGCGAAGACGAAAUAGUGGAGCAGGAUAUUUCUUCAAAACCAGACGAAGACUCCAUAGAACAAUACAAAGAGGUGCCAGUAGAUCAAUUUGGGGCAGCAUUACUUAGAGGAAUGGGAUGGAAACAAAAUAAGAGCAAGAGCGUGGAAUCAUCGGGAAUGCCUUUAUUAGAAAGAAGGAAGAAGGGUGUAUUAUUGGGUAUUGGAGCGAAAGCAGUUGAAGAUGAAUUGAUGGCAGAUUUGUCCGGAAAAAGAGGUGCUAAGUUCGAUAUUCCUGUAAUAAGGAAAGAUAAGCAUAACAAAUAA